Messenger RNA from Malania oleifera, 651 nucleotides. RefSeq lists its product as uncharacterized. The record is from RefSeq and is a predicted model, not a curated record. Bases 1 to 651 code for a protein of 216 amino acids. The transcript has a single exon. NCBI's taxonomy places the organism in Eukaryota, Viridiplantae, Streptophyta, Magnoliopsida, Santalales, Ximeniaceae.
AUGGGGCAAAGGGAGCAGGAGACUCUAAAGAACUUCAUGCAUCGAUUCAACAUGACGACCCUUAAAAUUCACAACUUAGACAUGGGGGUGGCUUUGGCAGCCUUGACAACGGCUCCCCAACCCAGAAGCUUCUUAUACUCCCUAGGAAAAAAACCGCCAUUGGAUAUGGGGGAGCUAAUGAUCCAAGUAGAGAAUUACAUCAACCUGGAGGAGAUGAUGGAUACGAGAGGAAGUCGCAUAGAGCGGAAAAGGAAAAACAAUAGCAGAGAAUCUGGAGACUCCUUUAGAUCCGUAAAAAGGCAUGAGACUAGUGCGCUACACCCAGGCCCAAAGAUGAGAGGACAAGACAACAAGUUCUCCACCUACACACCCCUGAAUGUACCGCGCUCGGAGUUACUGAUGCAGAUCAGAAAGAAGGACUACAUCUCGUGGCCUGAACCUAUGCGAACGCCUUUACACAAGCGGAACAUGUCCAAGUUCUACGCAUUCCAUAGGGAUCAUGGCCACGACAUAGAAGAAUGCAUUCAGUUGAAGAAAGAAAUCGAAGUCCUAAUAAGAAGGGGACACCUGUCGAAGUUUAUAAAGAAAGAAAAUCCACAAAGGGAAUCUCUCGAGCAGAGGAGACAUGAGGCAAAAGAGAAGGAAGAGUAG